GACAGAGCAGCAGAACGUGCUAGAACUAGCACGAUAUUUACAAAUUACAACCCCUGCAUUUUCAUUAGUCCAGUUCAGUUAUUCAUCAUAAUUCAUUUUACCAUCAAAAAUCAAAUUCCAUUCAGAUUCAAUUAAAGCGAAAAGUGUCAGAAAAACGAACCCUUUUUUAUUUGAUAUGACACAUUAAUAAUUGUUAUAGUUAGGAUAUAGAAAUAGAGAAUAAUAAUAAAAGAAAAAGAAAAGAAGAGAAAGAUCAUAUGAUGGACUCAGAAAUGGUGGAAGCAGAGGCAUCAUCAUCGCAGCCUCAGCCGCAGGCAUCGAGUUCCGGCCAGAACGGCGUCGUUCGCGAUUUGCUCACAUUGGCUCGUCAGCUCAUCACUCAAGGCAAACCUUCCCAGGCCCUCCAAGCUGUGGUUGUAGCAAUGAAGACUAAAGGUGGUGAUGAAGCUGUUUUUCAUUCCUUGCAUCGUGCCCGCGAGGUGUAUAGAAGUAGACUGCAAGAGAAUGCUGCAGUUGAUCAACUGGCUUCUCUGUUUGCUGAGUGUGCCAUUGCUGAAGCUGAGCCUGUAGUGAUCGAACCACCUGCCAAUAACAUUACCACCCCCUCAAUUAGUCCAGAACCUGAUGCUCAUGGGACUUCCAUACUGGCAGAAAGUGGCAGGAUGCAAGUAGUGUUGGAUGCGGUCUCUGAUGGAAGCAGCUUCAUCUGUUUGAAGUGUGGAGGCCUUGUUAGUAACCAUCGCAAAGACGAGCACUAUGCAUACUGGUGUUGUUAAGGUUGCCUAUCUUCCAUGGUGAUGCUACGUUUUUAUGUGCAUCGUUAAGAUGGACUGAUGGAAUGAGCGAACUUCUUAGUUCUGUCUGCCUUAUACUUUGAUCUUUGGAAAAAUCAUGCUACUGUCAUAGUGGAAAGAGCUGCCAAACUUUGUCAAUUGAAGACUUCAAUGCUGUAAACCAUACCAAUCAAUACAGAAUUGUAUGAGUAACACUUGGGAUGUCUAUGUUGAUUCCAAUGUGUUGGUUACUAUUUGGGCCAACAGUACCUUAUGUAAUUUUUGGGAUAUUUUUUGCGUUUCUUUUGAGUUGAUAUGUUUAAAUAAUAAAUUACAAAAAUAAUACUUUAUUUUCAA
This is a messenger RNA of Glycine soja, 1130 nucleotides long. RefSeq lists its product as uncharacterized. Lineage: Eukaryota; Viridiplantae; Streptophyta; Magnoliopsida; Fabales; Fabaceae. Bases 258 to 776 code for a protein of 172 amino acids. The record is from RefSeq and is a predicted model, not a curated record. The transcript has 2 exons.